AGAUUACAAUCGAAUGGAACAGAGCAGAUUACUGGAGCGCGCAGUGCCAUCAUUUAACGUGAGAGAUCUGCUGUCCCACCUCCGCCUCUCUUCUAAUAGCUACCAUCACAGCUUUCUCUAACUCCGACUCUCCUUAUUUCCGUUUUUUUGUCUUACGGCGGGUUUAUACCGGGCUUAAAAACAACUGAUUGGUUUCCGUCAUUCGUAGAACUAUCUUUCGCCAUACCUGCGUCUGAACCGAUGUCUGGAGUUUAACGGCUUUUCUACUAGUUAUUUUCACCAACACCAAGGUGAUGUUGACCAUUUUGGAUGUAUGUUUUUUUCAGUUUCUGAUGUCUCAUUGAUUUAUCGUUCUUAUAGUUAGGAGUGAAAUUAAAUAUUCUCCUGGAACUGCUACAGAGCUGCGCACUGCUCAUUGAGAUGGACCCGAUAUAUUUCGCUCGGUGACCCCACGGUGCACUGGGUACUCAUGGGGAUGGUAGCUCGUGCGGUGCAUGCAACCAUGAAGCGGUUGCGUGUCAAUUUGCUUCUCCUUUUCCUCUGCUUGUUACAGACGGAAGUCAGCGGGAGGCAUCCCACAUGUCACUUCUUCUGGGAGAUGCAGAAGGCAGAACAGGAAUGUCAUGAUCAGCUGGAGACACAACUUCCAGAGCCUGAAGGCUGUGGUGGUCUAUGGGACAACUUCACAUGUUGGGCCCCAGCACCAUUUGGGGAAGUGGUGACUCUCCCCUGCCCUCCUGCUGUCACACAUCUCUUUGGACGACACGGUAAAUUUAGCAGGAACUGUACGACAGCCGGCUGGUCUGAUGUCUACCCUAACAUCAGUUCCAUCUGCUGGUCCGCCGAGCCCAAAGACGACCAGCUGGUGUUUUACACGGUGGUGAAGACUCUGUAUACACUGGGCCAUAGUGUGUCCCUCGUCGCCCUCGUCGCCUCCACCCUCAUCCUCUGUCUGUUCAGAAGGCUUCACUGCACCAGGAAUUACAUCCAUCUGAACCUGUUUGUGUCAUUCAUCUUGCGAGCGGUGGCCGUGCUGAUUAAGGACUCAGUCAUCUUCUCCUUUGACCAGACCACUGACUGCAGCUCACAGCCGUCACUGGUGGGCUGUAAGGUCAUUCUGGUGAUGUUUAAUUAUUUCAUCAUGGCUAACUUCUUCUGGCUGCUGGUGGAGGGUCUGUACCUACACACACUCCUCUUGGUAACCUAUGCCUACACCCACUUUGCCGUCUACCUCACCAUUGGCUGGGGGCUUCCCUUAGUGUUUUUGCUGGCGUGGGUCCUUUGUAGGAUAUAUCUGGAAGAUACUGGCUGCUGGGAGAGAAAUGACACCUUAAUCCCUAGGAGGGUGAUCAACUGGCCCAUAAUGGCGUCUGUGAUAGUCAACUUCAUUCUGUUCGUUAGUAUCAUCCGCAUCCUUGUCCAGAAACUACGCCGUUCCAACGUGGGUGGAAUCAACCAAUCACAGUACAGGCGUUUAGCCAAGUCGACUCUGUUGCUGAUCCCUCUGUUUGGAAUCAACUACAUGGUGUUUGUCUAUCUGGUGGAGACAGGGAGCGACAGGAUGAAUGAAUACAAGAUACUGUUCGACCUGGGCCUGGGGUCAUUCCAGGGUCUGGUGGUGGCGGUCCUCUACUGCUUCCUCAACACUGAGGUCCAGGCUGAGCUGAAGAGUAAGUGGAGGAGUGUGUCGUUGAAGCGCUACGUCGGACGGGACUGCCGCCUGCACAGCGUGUCAAUGAGCCCCAACAAGACUGACCCCCCUGCUGGUUUCCAGAGGAGCUCCAGAGCCCAGUCCAUCCUGCAGACGGAGACCACCUCCCUCUGAAACGGAUCGGCCUGUGACGCCGCACAGACGAGACAUACUGGACCUUAUUCUAUCCUGUGGAGUUCAUCCUCUGUGGCCCGGGUUUGUCCAGCGGUUUAAGCCCAUGCCUGUGGUGCCCACAUACUGCUGCACUAUGGAUCUGAAUACUGUUAUUUCAGCAAAGAUUAUUUAGUCAAUUGUAUCAAAUAAAACUUGAAUACCCCCCCCCCCCCACCCCACCCCCCAAAAGUAUGUAUUCUCUCCUUCCUCUCUCCUGUGUGGCCUGGAAACCAGGAUGUUUUGUCUGUGUGCCGUUGCGGUGUAGCCACCACGUCCUGGCUGAGGGAGCUGUGAUGAGAAGCCGAACGGCUUUGUGAGAGAAACGUUUCAUUAUUCGAUUCUCCAGCACCCGACGUGGACUUUAAACGAGGCCCAUAAUUGCGAAUUCUACAUCAUGAAAUUAGAAGGGGGAACAAUUGGGCAAAAUGAAAAAUAUGCCAGAUAUUGGAACUUGUUCGAAUGGAGGCCUGAGAGAACAGAGAGGGGACUCAAGUGAUUAUAUUGGUCGGAGAAAACCCCCCCCCGAGACCCAACGUUAAUGAAUAGCCGAGUGCCACAGAGAGACUGGAUAUGUCAUUAUCUCUGUCUGUUAGUGUGUGUGUGUCUGUUAGUGUGUGUGUGUGUCUGUUAGUUUGUGUGUGUGUGUCUAUUAGUGUGUG
Molecule: messenger RNA, 2523 nt
Organism: Esox lucius (northern pike)
Lineage: Eukaryota; Metazoa; Chordata; Actinopteri; Esociformes; Esocidae
Product: vasoactive intestinal polypeptide receptor 2
Exons: 13
Coding region: 470-1825 (451 amino acids)
Biological process (GO): cell surface receptor signaling pathway; adenylate cyclase-modulating G protein-coupled receptor signaling pathway
Cellular component (GO): plasma membrane
Molecular function (GO): G protein-coupled peptide receptor activity; peptide hormone binding; vasoactive intestinal polypeptide receptor activity
Source: RefSeq, a predicted model, not a curated record